Messenger RNA from Ciona intestinalis (vase tunicate), 2057 nucleotides. The record is from RefSeq and is a predicted model, not a curated record. Lineage: Eukaryota; Metazoa; Chordata; Ascidiacea; Phlebobranchia; Cionidae.
ACAUAGCUUAUUACUUCACUGCGCAUCUUGCUAUCGUGAGUAAAAUAAAACCGUUUACCGGUAGCUUCAACGAAAGCGGUGGUGAUUCAAGUGACAUAAUGUCGGUUCCUAAUUUUAAAGUUUCUAAAGUGCAGAUAAGCUUGGACGGUAAAGUUUGUGAAGUAGAAUGGAAAGACGGUCACCUAAGCAGAUACAACGUUAAAUGGUUGCGAUUCAACUGCCAGUGUAAACGAUGCAAACCAGACUUAUGUGCAACGUGUACCGUGGAUGUUCCUCGCUACACUGACGAUUUCAGAAUGGUAGAAGCAAAAAUAUCUGAAGACGGUGAUUCACUUGCCAUUAAGUAUAAUGGUGAUGCAGUAUUGGACCAUGUUGGUGUAUUGUCCCUUGAGUGGCUUCGUUCGUCUUGUUACUGUGACCUCUGUCUUUCGGAGCUUGUGGAAAGCCGUGAUGUCAUCACAAAGUCAAUGUCAAGAUCAAAAACAGAGAUUCCCUCAGUUGAAUAUUCUGAAUUGAAAGACAACGACAGUGGUUUGUUCAAGAUGCUUGAAUUGUUUUUCGAGUUUGGAUUCUGUAGAGUGAGGAAUGUUUCAAGGAAUGAUAGGAUGAUUAUAGAGUUUGGAUCAAAGAUUGGAUUUAUUCGAACGGCAACCACAUCUGGCGAUCUAUUCAAUGUUUUUCCUCACUUUACUGACAACGUGGCAUUCACUGACAAAGAGUUGUUACCACAUAUGGACCAACAGAUAUACGAAUACACACCUGGUAUUCAAAUAAUUCACGCUUUACGGUUUGAUAGUGAAGUCACAGGAGGUGAUUCUCAAAUAGUUGAUAUGUUUGAGGUGGCUGAAACAUUAAGGAAAGAAAAUCCAGAAGAUUUUGAAGUUCUUACCCGAAUUCCGGCCACUUUUACCAAGAUAAAUUACAACUGGAAGGUGGUGGGGGUGAAUUGGCAUCCUGGGUUCUUAUCAACACCAAUUGUUCGUGAAAAUGACGUGGAGAAAUAUUACAAAGCACAUCGGAAGUUUGCGCUUAUCGUAGAACGAGAUGAUCUUGCUGGAAAAUAUAAGUUCCGCAUGCAGCCUGGUGACUUGCUGGUGGUCAACAAUCGUCGAAUGUGCCACGCUAGAACAUCGUUUCAACUAAACGGAGGGUGGAGGCAUUUACAGGCUUGUUUUGUAAACCUUGAUGAUGUAAAGAGCACGUACAUGAUCCUGGCAAAGAAACUUGGAAUAAAAGUGAUUCCUCCUAAAGUUGGGAAUACAAGUUCCAUUUGAAUGAAGCAGCAAAGCUAUUUUACCAAUAUAAAUGUAUAUACUUUAUUAUUAAUAUAUUUUACUUAAUAUUUUGGAAUGCUUUUUUUAAAGACUAGUUUAUAUGUUUAAAACUAACUUCAUGUUUGUAUGAAAAAAAUGUGCUACAACCCAGGUGUUGCAUCUCAAAGGUCCCGAACCAUUGAAUACUUACCUCAUUUUUAAAUAUAAAUAAAGGAACAUGAUGACCCCAUUCAUUUUAUGAAACCCUACUGGGGUGAAGCCACGGCAUCAGAUACCGAGCCACGGCAUCAGGUAUCAUGCCACAGGGCCAUGGCAGGGGACACUAGGCCGUGGCAUCAAAUAAUAAGCCAUGGCACCAGACACUUGAAGCCAUGACCCACAGUUUAGGUUCAAUAGUAUUGUAGACAUUUCUCUUAUAACUCCAAAUACCAAUCAGAGUUUAUGGAGCUCAAUAUAUUCUAUAUUUGUUUGCGUUGCCGACCCAUUUGAAUAACAUCAGUCACAUGUUAUGUAUACUCACUGUAUAAAUCGAAAGCAAAAUCGCGACUGUAUCGGAUAUCGUGUAUAUUGUAUACGUUGUUAUAUCAGAAGUUUAGCAGAGUAACGCCCUUUUAAGAUAUCGCAGUUUAAGCUAUAUAUUCGCUUGUACAAAUUAACCGGGUUAUUUUAUAUAUGUAUUCUAAUUGAAUAAGGCAUGCAGAGUACGUUGAAUAAGUAGGCAUGCCCACUGUUGCAAUCUAUGUACCGUCAAAUACGAAUCAGCAAUAAAGAUAUACUCAGAUA